UUCCGGGUAACUAGGCUGUACAGGUUAAUUAAGCAUAGUUAUAUAACUAGGAUUAAUAAAUUCCUAAACAUGUUUACUUUUAGUAAUUAUUUUAAUUAUAUUAAACCAAAAAUUAGUUUAAUUCUUUAUCCUAUAGUUAUCUUUAAGCUAGAUAUUAUAAAAAAUUACGAAAUCCUCAUAAAACAUAUAGUUAAAUCUUAUUUAAACUAUAUAAAUACAGUAAAUCAUCUGAUUUUAUUUAUCUAUAGAACCCGAUUUAAUUUAAUUUAA
This is a messenger RNA of Aspergillus steynii IBT 23096, 270 nucleotides long. RefSeq lists its product as uncharacterized. The transcript has 2 exons. The annotation marks the transcript as partial. Lineage: Eukaryota; Fungi; Ascomycota; Eurotiomycetes; Eurotiales; Aspergillaceae. The record is from RefSeq and is a predicted model, not a curated record.